CCAGUCGAAUGUUGAAAAAAGCUGGUAAGGAUAUUCCAACGAAGUCCGGGACAAAAACAAAUCCUAAAUCUCAAAAAGAGGUUCCCGGUCAAAUGUUGGACAAAGCUAGUAAGGAAAUUCCAACGACGUCCGGGACAAAAUCUCAAAUUAUGAUGCGUCUUGAGAAAAUGGUGGAAGAGUCAGAUAUUAUGCACGGCGCCAUCCGUAGUGUAGAUAUGGAUGAAGGUGUUUUCGGAAUUGCUCAUUCCGAAUUAAUUGCAAAGGAGGACAUGCAACAACUUUUUGAACACGAAGAAUUGGGCAUCGCUGUCAUUCAUACAUACAUAUGGUAUAUGUAUGACACAUUGAUGCGGGGAACUGAAUUGUGUAACCGAUUCAAUUUUAUUGCUGCUUCCCGUAUCAACACAACGUUUAUAACGAAAAAUCCAACAUCCGUAAUGAAUGAACUAGUCGAUAGAUUCAUGGUGGCCGGCGAUAAUACUACACCCAGUUUGUAUUUUUUACCGUUUAAUUCUGGCAACGGGUUAGAUUUUCUUUCUAAUAAUUUCAUUCUAAUCUAUGUAUAUCUUUUACGUAGAAAAUUUUCAUGCAUCUAAAUUUUUGUUUUAUUUUACAGUGGUCACUGGGUGUUGGUUGCUAUGGAUCUUUCGAGACUAAUGG
Messenger RNA from Lathyrus oleraceus (garden pea), 660 nucleotides. RefSeq lists its product as uncharacterized. The transcript is spliced from 3 exons. The record is from RefSeq and is a predicted model, not a curated record. The coding region runs from base 9 to 596 and encodes 195 amino acids. Lineage: Eukaryota; Viridiplantae; Streptophyta; Magnoliopsida; Fabales; Fabaceae.